This is a messenger RNA of Sinocyclocheilus grahami, 920 nucleotides long. RefSeq names its product apoptosis-associated speck-like protein containing a CARD. Lineage: Eukaryota; Metazoa; Chordata; Actinopteri; Cypriniformes; Cyprinidae. The coding region runs from base 136 to 567 and encodes 143 amino acids. The transcript has 3 exons. The record is from RefSeq and is a predicted model, not a curated record.
CAGUCUUAAGUCGCUGGGGUAUAUUUGUAGCAGGGGGCAUUUUUUUCAUCUACAGGAAGCGUCAAAAGUGAAACUGAGCGGCACGAGAAAACAGGAAGAGAAGACUCCAACUUUACGAUCAUCUUUUGAAACAAGAUGGCUACAACCGAAAUAGCGAUUCUUGAUGCACUUAAGGAGCUACUGGAAAAAGAGCUAAAAGAUUUCAAAUGGCACCUGUCAAAUGGUGGGACACAAUACAGCUCUAUUCCUCGUGGGACGCUGGAGAGCGCUGAUCGCCAUGAUACUGUGACUAUCAUGGUGCAGCAGUACAGAAGUUCAGACGCCGGGAAGAUCGCAGUCAGAGUGCUGCGCAAAAUUGAUCAAAAUGAGCUUGCUGAUCAACUGAAGAUAAAACUUCAGGAAGUUCCAGAGGACGUUUCUGCUGAAGGUGGAGCUUCAUCCGGUGCAACGGCUGCAAACGCUUCAACUGCAGGAGUUAAAGUUACCAUAAACUCCUCCAGUGGAGGAACCGUGAAGGCCCCUGUUAUUCACGGCGGUGUGUUUAACGGCCCAAUGAACUUCAGCUAAUGCUCAAGCACAUGUCUUAUCUUAAAACAAUGAUUUUAGUAUUUACAUCCUCAGGUUUGAAAUAUAAGCUGAUUGUGGCUUCUAAAUCAUUGUGUUUGUAGGCUCAUUUAAUACAGCCACAUACAUAUUUAUACAUGAAACCAAAUACAAAUGAUGUUUACAGUGUAUUUGAACUUAAAUAAAGCUCUAAAUCGGCAGCUUUCUAAUGAUACUGGAAUGUGAAUGACUAUGACCAGCAACAUUUUUAUUUCGGGAAAAUCAUUUAUGCACUUCCUUGUCAAAUUGGGCAGCACUUGAGAAGGGGAGUCGCCAAUGUUUGUAGCGCAUAGUCAUUAAAAACAGCUGUAAGCACA